GUUCAAAUUAUUACGCUACUGUCAUUUGGAGUUGUCACUACCUUUUAAUUAAAUUACAAUGACAAUUCCUACACUAAUACUUGAUAUGGGUGGUGGAUCUUUAAAAAUUGGAUUUUCCACAGAUUCUGAACCAAAAGUAGUGGACAAUUGUAUUUUCAAAUCAAAAACACUCUCUGGUCGUACAUUUAUUGGAAAUGAAAUUGAACAGUGCAAUAAUUUAUCAAGUUUAUUUUGUGUUAUGCCAUUUAAAAAAGGUUACAUUAAUAAUUGGGAGGUUCAAAGUCAAAUUUUGGAUACAGCUUUUAAAAGCGUGUUUAAAACAAACUCGAACUUCUCAUUAUCUGAUCAUAAUCUAAUCGUUACAGAACCAUAUUUCAAUUUUUCAUCAACUAAAGAAGCUAUGAAUGAGGUGUUCUUUGAAGACUAUCAAGUUGCUGGUCUAAUGCGUACUAAUCCUGCAUUUUUAAGUGCAUACAAGUAUCGAAUCGAGUCAGCUCAACGUUUAUCAAGAUAUUGUAUGGUGAUUGACUCUGGCUAUUCAUUUACGCAUAUUGUACCAAUGGCUGACGGACUUGUAAUGAAAGAAUUUGUCAUGAGGUUAACAGUAGGCGGGAAAAUACUCACAAAUCGUUUAAUUGAAGCUGUAUCUUAUCGGCACUUAGAUGUACGCAGUGAAAUAUACAUUAUGAAUCAAUGCAAAGAAGAUACAUGCUACGUAUCAGUUGAUUUUUGGAAAGAUAUGAAUAUUUCUAGUAGGUCGAAACCAAAAUCAAACAGCAUAUUAAGAGAAUAUGUAUUACCCAACUAUGUAGAUGUGCACAGAGGAUAUGUUCGUGAUCCGAAUACUGAAGCCGCGAAAACUGGUGGAAGUGAUAAGCUAGACCAACGGGCUUUAAGCCUAGCUCAACAAGGAUAUAUUUUACGUCUGAAUAAUGAACGUUUCACUGUCCCAGAAUUACUUUUCCACCCUUCUGAUGUCGGCUAUAAAGAGAUGGGUCUAACUGAAGCUAUUCAGCAUAUAAUGUGUGAACGACUACCGGCUGCAGUUAGACCAGGAGCUUGGGCAAAUUUCAUGGUAAUGGGAGGUAAUGCAUGCUUUCCAGGAUUUACAGAAAGACUGCGUAAAGACUUGCGUACUCAAGCACCUGAUGACCUUCCAGUGAAUAUAUUUAAACCACCCAAUCCUCAAACCUAUGCCUGGGAAGGUGGUGUACUACUCUGUCAGAAUUCAGAGUCUUUUAAUCAAUUCUUAGUUACACGUAAAGAAUACGAGGAACAAGGAUCAAGUUAUUGUGAGAAACGAUUUCCUACUACUUGAUGUGUAUUGCGUCAUCGUCAUUCCCCUCUCUCUCUCUCUUUGCAUACUUCUGUACAGGAUAAACCAAGAAAAACACACAUAAAAUGAAAACAUUUGUAUAUGUUCAAAUAUGUAUAUAUGAAUAUGUGUAUACUUAUUCAAUUAUUUAUUGUGUCAAUGUGUAAAUAUGCAUGUAUGUAGUUUUAUAUAUAUAUAUAUUUAUAUCAUAUGAAAUACGUUGUGGUCUUUUUUUCCGCUGCACAAAAUUUUAUCUAAAGGUUUUUUUGUUUUUAAACAAAUUAUGAAAAGCUAGGGGAAGAACAUAAAAGAGAACUCCACCCCAGAGGGGGCCCCUUCCAAGCUCACCUGUCUGCCUUACAACACUCAAAAAUAAAAGUGAGAGUAGCAUUUGUUUAAAUAGAAAAAAGGGGGGCGGGCGGGAAAUUUAACAAAGUACAAAAUAAAAACAGUAUCAUGCAAUAGGCAUAUACACACACACGCACGCACACCAAAAACAUAGGUAUCUAUCCACUUUUUUUAAUAUUGGAAAUUAUAUAACACAUGAUGACGAUGAUGGCAGGUUGGCAGACAGACAACCAGGCAAGCGAGCAGGAAGGAUGGUUCGUAGAGGGAUUCAUUUUUUAAAAUGUGAAUAUAAAAAGGGAAAGAAAACAAAAAGGUGUACAAAUCUUCAAUUAACUUUGAAUGUGAAGGGGAGUAUUCAGUCAACAAGAAAAGAAAACGGUGUAGGGAUUGAUUUUGUGUCUGAAAGGUUGAUCAGUAUACACAUUUUUAUAAGGAUACAAAGUGAGUAAAAAGCUAAAUGGAUGGUUGUUUCUUCUUUACAUAAUUCAUAGAAUAACUAAUUAAAAAAAUGUGAUGUGAUAGCCAGUCAGUCAGUCAGCUAGGUAUUAGUGUACACAUGAAUAUAUAUAUAUAUCAGGCAUUCUUCAAAUAUACACCGUAUUUAUACAUAUAUGUAUAUAUCUAUCUUAAACCAACAAUGAUUUGAUUAUAAUUUAUAUAAACAAAUACACAAAAGAGAAAAAAGAUGACACAAUCAGAGAAUGAGGGAGUGAGUACAAAAAAGAAAGAGAAAACGCAGUCAUUUUACAUCCUAAAUUAUUAUUCUCAUUAAAUGUUAUACCGUAUCAGCGUACAUAUAUAGAGAAAGGAGAAAAGUGUUCCCGAAUGGUUAUUUAUUAUUGUUAUUAUUAUUGAGCUGUAGCUAGCCAGCCAGCUAAGUUGUAGCUGAUUAAUUUCGACAGUGUAUUUUCUUGUUCUAUGUAUUUUAUAAUAAUAGUAAUAAUUAUGUCUAUAUACAACAUAUGCAUGCAUGCAUGCACGUACUUAAAUGGUGUGGAUCGCUUCGUAUACAUAUAUAUAUAUAUAUAUAUAUA
This is a messenger RNA of Trichobilharzia regenti, 2697 nucleotides long. NCBI's taxonomy places the organism in Eukaryota, Metazoa, Platyhelminthes, Trematoda, Strigeidida, Schistosomatidae. The record is from the annotation of a GenBank genome assembly.